AUGGCAGACGCGUCCUGCGUCGUCUACAAAAAGCAGGGCACGGAUGCCACUCCCUUGAAACGCUGCGCCAAAUGCAAAACCCAGUGGUACUGCUCUCGCAACUGCCAGAAAGCAGACUGGAAAAACUACAAAAAGACAUGUGCUAAGAGUGCAAGUGAGACGUUUGCUCAGAGCGCCAACACGAGCAAACCCUCUACGAACAUUGCAAACACUGCGGCCUUUCCCAAGAAUCUCUCCACGGCCGUUGACAAACCCUUCCAUCGCCUUGAAAGCAGGACCUGGCUGCACGACCGUCCCGUGAAAGACGUCUAUCAACUCCUUAUCGACGUGUAUGCAUGCGCAUGGAAGAUCAAUACGUAUUUGAGGGAGA
Messenger RNA from Aspergillus glaucus CBS 516.65, 370 nucleotides. Its product is annotated as zinc finger MYND domain-containing protein. The annotation marks the transcript as partial. The transcript has a single exon. The record is from RefSeq and is a predicted model, not a curated record. NCBI's taxonomy places the organism in Eukaryota, Fungi, Ascomycota, Eurotiomycetes, Eurotiales, Aspergillaceae.